AAAGUUUUUCGCGGCGCGUAUCCGAAAAUUUUCAAAAUUUUGAUUUUGCGUUUUCAGUUUUGAGAAACUUGAAUUCAAACUCUUUCUUUCUUUACAUUACCCUCAGAAAUUUCAAAGAACUUGUCUACUCUGAGUGAGAUGACCCAUCGAAAAAUCCCUUCUUCACAGAAACCAUUCAACAACGCUGCUUAAAUUGUUGUUACUAUGAGAGAGCAAAACGUUGAGUCGUUCUACGCUAAGCUUCGCCAAACCGCGCUAUCUUCUUCCUCUUCUCCGGUUCUCAUUUUCCCCUCAACCUCCGAUGUCGACUCUCUCUGCGCUCUGAAAAUCAUUUUUCACAUCCUCGAAUCCGAUUCCAUCCAAUACGCGUGCUACCCUGUGUCGUCUUUUCAUGAGAUCCACAAAUACACAAAUUCCUCCUCAAACGACGAGCCUCUCUCCGUCGUUUUGGUCAAUUGGGGCAACCACAGAGACCUCAGCAAUACCCUAAACCUCCCCUCCAACGCCCGCGUUUUCGUCGUCGACAGCCACCGCCCCAUCCACCUCCGCAACCUCAGCGACCAGAACGACGCCGUUGUGGUUCUCUUCACUAAAGAGGACGAGGGACAAUCCGAUCUUGCUUACGAUUUCGACCUCACCACACUCGCCAACGCCGCCACCACCGUCGAUUCUGAUUCCGAUUCCGAAUCUGAGUCCGAAUCGGAUUCGGAUUCCGACUCCGGCUCUGAAAGGACUGGAUCUAGAAAAAGGAGAAAGAAGAACCCUCAGGAUGAUGAUGAUGGUGAUGAUGAAGAUCCAAUUAAGCUCUACCGGAAGCUGAAGAAAGGCUAUUACAAAUUGGGGACGUUUCACGGGAAGCCCUCCGGGUGUUUGAUGUAUGAACUCGCUGACAAGCUCAGGAAGAACACCAACGAAUUGCUCUGGAUCGCGUGCAUUUCCCUCACGGAUCAGUUUGUGCACGAGAGAUUGAGUGACGAGAGGUACCAUGAUGGAGUCAUGGAGCUCGAGCAGCACAUAAACAGUUCUGGUAACCUGGAUGCGGUUACUUCGGUUACUCUCAAGGAUGGUACCAAGAUUCGUGCCCCGAAUUCUUUGCGGAUUACUUAUGAGGACCAGCCGAGGCUUAUGUUGUUGCAGGAGUGGAGCCUCUUUGACUCCAUGAUGUGCUCCUCGUACAUUGCCACCAAGUUGAAGACGUGGAGUGAGAACGGGAUAAAGAAGCUGAAGCUUCUGUUCGGGACAAUGGGGUUUGCUCUUGGUGAUUGCCAGCAGAAGUUUCAGCACAUGAAUUUGGAGGUUAAGCGCAAGAUGAAGAAGGAGUUUGAGAGGUUUUUGCCUGAGUAUGGGCUCACUGAUUUUUACUACAGGAGUUUCAUUAGGACUCUCAAGUAUAGUUCUAAGAUUUCUGCUGCGGAUGUGGUGUAUGGUGUGACUGCCUUGCUUGAGUCUUUUGUUAGAUCUGAUGGUUCUUGUGCUUCUAAGCAGUUUGGUGUGGCCUAUGAUGCGCUGUCUUUGAACAAUAUUGACAACUUGAGAACUGGGAUGCAUCAUGCCAUUAAAAUUCAGAGAGCAAUUUUAAGGCAAGGGAGUGCUGCAAUUACUAAGAAUGGGUGUAUAAGGAGUGGGAGGAGUUUCCGGUGGCUGAAGCUAGAGGAUUCAAAUGAUGCUACGCUGUUGGGGUACCCGCAGGCUUUGACUAAGUUCUGUUAUUUUAUCAUGGAUGCUUUGCGAGAGAAGGGGGCCAAAAUGAAGCCUUUGAUUUGUGCUUGUGUGUCUCAGGAGCCAGGGAAGGUGCUGAUUGUGGGGGUUUGUGGGAGGCCGCGUUUGGGUGGGGCUCAAGGCAAUGCGUUUGGGAUUGCGUUUAGGACUGCAGCAGAGGAGAUUGGAACUGAGUUCUUUCAUGAGUUAUUUGAAUCCUCAUGGAUUGUUCUGGAUGCUUCAGCUGUAAAUUCAUUCAUGGUUAGGUUGACCAAGAAGCUGUGACACUGCUGAAUUUCUGAUUAGAAUUGGUUCUCCAAGGAAGUGUUUUCUCUGACCACAGUGCCAUGCCUGAGAUUGAGAUUGCUAAUAAGUUAUGUGCAGUGGUUGAUGUUGCACCAAAACAUGACUCUUUUCCUAGUCAGUUGUAUUAUGGUUCAUAGCAUAUUCAUUUGACUUUUCUUGUUUUCCCAAAUAUGUUAGCUUGACACUUUCAUGUAAACUAAUGUUUUAAUUCCAAUUUGGAUGUAACGUUGAAUUGAAACAAUGAGAUCAUGGAUAAAGUUUGAAUAUCAAGUGCCUGAGUUUCAAUUA
Molecule: messenger RNA, 2292 nt
Organism: Glycine soja
Lineage: Eukaryota; Viridiplantae; Streptophyta; Magnoliopsida; Fabales; Fabaceae
Product: cell division control protein 45 homolog
Exons: 1
Coding region: 205-1983 (592 amino acids)
Biological process (GO): double-strand break repair via break-induced replication; mitotic DNA replication preinitiation complex assembly; DNA replication initiation
Cellular component (GO): DNA replication preinitiation complex
Molecular function (GO): single-stranded DNA binding; chromatin binding; DNA replication origin binding
Source: RefSeq, a predicted model, not a curated record